AUGGAGUCCUUUGGGUUACCCACAGCGGGGUUACCUGGGGGAAACCUUCGGGUAGGAUUUUGCGAUCCCAAUUUUUGGGAUGUCCUCGCCGUCGCCUGUCCUUCCCUCCCCGCCGUCGCCUCUCCUUCCCUCCCCGCCGUCGCCUCUCCUUCCCUCCCCACCGUCGCCUCUCCUUCCCUCCCCGCCGUCGCCUCUCGCUCCCUCCCCGCCAUCGCCUCUCCUUCCCUCCCCGCCGCCGCCUCUCCUUCCCUCCCCGCCGUCGCCUCUCCUUCCCUCCCCGCCGUCGCCUGUCCUUCCCUCCCCGCCGCCGCCUCUCCUUCCCUCCCCGCCGUCGCCUCUCCUUCCCUCCCCGCCGUAGCCUCUCCUUCCCUCCCCGCCGCCGCCUCUCCUUCCCUCCCCGCCGUCGCCUCUCCAUCCCUCCCCGCCGUCGCCUCUCCUUCCCUCCCCGCCGUCGCCUGUCCUUCCCUCCCCGCUGUCGCCUCUCCUUCCCUCCCCGCCGCCGCCUCUCCUUCCCUCCCCGCCGUCGCCUCUCCUUCCCUCCCCGCCGUCGCCUCCGGCGACAAGACCUAG
This is a messenger RNA of Closterium sp. Naga37s-1, 570 nucleotides long. The record is from the annotation of a GenBank genome assembly. NCBI's taxonomy places the organism in Eukaryota, Viridiplantae, Streptophyta, Zygnematophyceae, Desmidiales, Closteriaceae.